CAUCCAUCUCUUCUCAGCUGUACGUCACGUGCCAAGGACAGAGGUCAAGCGGCCACGACUCCAACGUCCUCAAUGUCGGCAGCGCGCGCUGGCGCGGGCGGCAGCGCGCUGCGGCGCCUCGCCUUCCUGCCCGCGGUGGCAGCGCUGGCGCUCGCGCUGCCGACAGCGACAGCGGCGGCGGCCGGCGGGUUCAGCUGCCGGGCCGGCGCGCGGCCGGUGGUGUUCAACUUCGGGGACUCCAACUCGGACACGGGCGGCAUGGCGGUGGCCAUGGGCUGGCACCUCACGCCGCCGGAGGGCCGCGCCUUCUUCCGCCACCCCACCGGCCGGUUCUGCGACGGACGCCUCACCAUCGACUUCCUCUGUGAAAGAUUGAACAUAAGCUAUCUGAGCCCGUUCCUGAAGGCAUUGGGUUCCAAUUACAGCAACGGUGCAAACUUUGCCAUUGCCGGUGCAACAACACUACCACGAGAUGUUCGAUUUUCGUUGCACAUACAAGUCCAGCAAUUCUUGUACUUCAAAGAUAGAUCCUUGGAGCUCAUCGACCAAGGUCUGAGUGGUCCAAUUGAUGCACAAGGGUUCCAAAAUGCCCUAUAUAUGAUAGAUAUAGGACAGAAUGAUGUAAACGCUCUUCUGUCCUACUUGCCUUACGAUCAAGUUCUUGCAAAAUUCACACCGAUCCUUGCUGAGAUCAAGGAUGCUGCUGAGACUCUAUAUAGCUACGGGAGCCGAAACUUUUGGAUACACGGGACAGGGGCUCUCGGUUGCUUGCCUCAGAAGCUCGCCAUACCGAGGAAAAACGACAGCGACCUUGAUCAAAAUGGCUGCCUCAAGACGUACAACAGAGCUGCAGUCGCGUUCAAUGCAGCAUUGGGCAGCCUUUGCGAUCAGCUGAGCACGCAGAUGAAAGACGCGACGAUAGUCUACACCGAUCUGUUCCCGAUCAAGUAUGAUCUUGUUGCCAACCACACAAAAUACGGCUUCGACAAGCCGCUGAUGACAUGCUGUGGGUAUGGAGGCCCCCCUUACAAUUACAAUAUCAACAAGAGCUGCCAGUCUCAGGAUGUGACUGCCUGCAACGAUGGCUCAAAGUUCGUCAGCUGGGAUGGAGUGCAUCUCACAGAGGCCGCCAACGCCGUUGUGGCGGCAGGGAUACUGAGCUCUCAAUACUCCAAACCCAAGCUCAAGUUUGAUCAGUUCUGCAGAGUCUGAUAGUAUUUCAUACCUGAUACUGUACCUUUUAGUUUAAAUGGAGAGGGCUGGCACUUCAGAGCCUAAAAGGGUGUACUUGCUUGCAAGAAGUUGAUUACUUGGUUUAUUUAUAGGGAAAAUGUGAAGUCAAUGAAAUAUUAUUUUGUUUUCCCAGCAGAGCAUGCUACCUGAAAUGAGUUGCCUGUUUGAUCCAUGAGUGAACUGUCAGCUAGAAGGCCUGUCUUCUUUGCUGAAGAAAUUGCGGGAGAAGUUCAAA
Phragmites australis (common reed) is the source of this 1468-nucleotide messenger RNA. Its product is annotated as GDSL esterase/lipase LIP-4-like. Bases 73 to 1212 code for a protein of 379 amino acids. NCBI's taxonomy places the organism in Eukaryota, Viridiplantae, Streptophyta, Magnoliopsida, Poales, Poaceae. The record is from RefSeq and is a predicted model, not a curated record. Gene Ontology annotation, molecular function: hydrolase activity, acting on ester bonds. The transcript has 5 exons.